AUGUCGCGUAGCCCGCAAUCACAAUUGAUGAUGAGCGCGAUGGUUCGCGUUAAAACGCCUAACGGAAAUUUCGUACGAGGCCGCGCUUUAUUAGAUACUUGUGCAACGGCACACUUUGUAACGAAGGAUUUCACCCGAGCGUUGAAGGCGCCUAUAAAACCGUGUUCUAUUUCAGUCGGGGCGAUUAACGAUUUAAACACCAUUUCAAACGGAACGGUCGAACUUGACAUUUACUCGAUCCAUAACGACUUCAAGAAAAAACUUACGUUCUUGUUAAUACCGAAAAUUGCCGAACGAAUUCCGAACGAAGUAUUCCCACGCGAAUCGAUUAACAUUCCCGCAAAUGUAAAAUUAGCUGAUCCACAAUUUCAUAUGCCACAAUCAAUCGACAUGAUUAUCGGAUCCGGAGCUACAUUAUCCUUACUAUCGAUCGGACAAAUUAAUCUUUCGCGAGAUAAUUGUGACUUAUUUUUACAAAAAACCCAACUCGGCUGGGUCGUCGUCAGGGGGGUGGCCUCCACCAGCGGAAGGAAAAUCGUUUCAUGUAAAUUAACGGAGUUGACAGAGCAGAUCGCGAAAUUCUGGUUAUUAGAAGACACGACCGCGAAUCGAGUUAAAAUACCAGAAAAUUUAGAAUGCGAAACGCACUACACACAAAACACGACACGCGAUAAUUCCGGACGCUACACGGUGCGAUUACCAUUCCGUUUAACCGAAAGAGAUUUCGGGAAUUCACGCGCGAUCGCACUACGUCGAUUUUACGGAUUACAGAAAAAACUCGGUACUAAUCCUGCACUCAGACGCGAAUACGAGAACGUGAUGCGCGAAUACAUUGAGUUAAAUCAUAUGACGUUAAUAAUAGACGAUACUGAAGAUGGUUAUUAUCUCCCUCAUCAUGCGGUUAUAAAACCUACAAGUACCACAACCAAGGUACGAGUCGUAUUCGAUGCAUCGGCAAAGACCAAUAAAGGAAUAUCAUUAAACGAUGCCUUAAUGGUCGGCCCCACGAUUCAAGCCAAAUUAUUCGAACAUCUCAUUCGCCUCCGUGCGCACAAAUACGUACUCAUUGCCGACAUCGAAAAGAUGUACCGGCAAAUUCAAAUUCAUCCUGAUGACCGUCGAUAUCAAAAAAUAUUUUGGUAUCACGAGAAUCACAUUCGCACUUUCCAAUUAAAUACUGUGACUUUCGGUGUAUCAGCAGCUCCAUUUCUCGCCAUUCGAACGGUACAACAACUUGCAGAGGACGAAGCCGCGAAUUUCCCAGUAGGCGCCGAAAUUCUAAAACGCGAUUUCUAUGUCGAUGAUCUUUUAACCGGAGCCGAUACGUUAGAACAGCUUUUACAAAUUCGCGACGAGGUUAUCGAGAUUCUAAGACGCGGCGGUUUCAGUAUGAGACAGUGGGCGUCGAUUCACCCACAAGCUCUCGAGGGUUUAGACAAAAAAAUUAUAGAUGUAGAAUUUCUAACUAACGAGAAUCUCAUUUUAAAAACUCUAGGAAUCGAAUGGAAUGCACACCGCGACGAAUUAAUUUAUACGGUUAAACCUAUCAAAUCCGUUUCAAAGAUUUCUAAACGUUACAUUCUAUCCGAAAUAGCCAAGAUUUUUGACCCGCUCGGGUUGCUCGGUCCGAUCACUCUCGCGUGCAAGGUAUUGAUACAAGAAUGCUGGAAGGCGAAAAUUUCCUGGGAUGAAUCGGUACCCCACGCAUUACAUUCAUCGUUAACGGAACAACUCGAACUCCUUGAUCAUCUCACUAUUAACCGUCGACUUAUUCUCGAUGAUCCUACCGAAAUUCAAUUACACGGUUUCUGCGACGCAAGCAAGAUCGGUUACGGAGCUUGCGUGUACAUAAGAUCCCGUAACGAACAAGACGACGUACGUGUACAACUUUGUUGCGCCAAGGUACGCGUCGCCCCCCUCAAGGACGUAACAAUGCCUCGACUCGAGUUAUGCGGCGCGCUCACUCUCGCACGUUUAUAUCACGAAAUCCACACCGCCCUCACAUUCAAACCCGACAAGAUCAUUUUCUGGUCCGAUUCUAUGAUAAUCCUACACUGGUUAAAGAGAUCACCCGACGCGCUCAAGGUAUUUGAAUCAAAUCGUGUUAGGGAAAUUCAAGAAAUCUGUAGAGACGCCGAAUGGCGACAUGUUAGAUCGGAAAACAACCCGGCCGAUGCCCUAUCACGUAGCCAACUUCCGCGAGAAUUUUUGAGAAAUGAAUCUUGGUUUAACGGACCAUCAUGGCUCAGACGAUCCGAAAACAGCUGGCCAACAUCCCUCGAAGUUCCAAUCAAAGAAUUACCUGGUUUAAAGAAAGGCAUAUGUUUAAUUUCGCAAACUUACUCAGAUGACAUUUUUCUAAGAUUUUCAUCCUACACGCGAAUGAUUCGAACUAUCGCGUAUUGCUUACGAAUGUCACCAUCGAAACGGGCCAAAGGCGCGCUAUCAAUACGGGAAAUAAUAGAAGCCGAAAACCGAAUAUUACAGAUCAUCCAAGGAACGCGAUUCGCGGACGAAAUCAAACGCAUAUCGAAUUCGAAGGAAAUAAAGGGCACAAGAUUAGCGUCGUUAAAUCCGAUGAUCGACAAUGACAAAUUACUUCGCGUCGGCGGCAGGCUGCAGAAUGCAAACAUUCCUCUUGCACAAAAACAUCCGAUAUUGUUACCUUCACAUCAUCAUGUAACAGAUUUAAUUAUUCGCGAGACCCACGAGAAAAAUCAUCACCCGGGCAUUCAAUCCACCCUAUAUACAAUUCGCCAUCGGUUUUGGCUUCUCGACGGAAAAAAUCAAGUGCGCAAAAUCGUUCGACGUUGCGUACGCUGCAUUCGAUUUCGCGCAACACCCGUAGAAUAUAAAAUGGCAAACUUACCGAAAGCCAGAGUCGAAGAUAACGUCACCCCAUUUCAUCAUACGGGCGUUGAUUUUUUCGGUCCCAUGUUUAUCAAGGAAAAGAAAUAUCGAAAUCGAAACCGCAGAAAAGUAUACGGCUGCGUGUUUAUUUGCAUGUCGGUAAAAGCCGUGCACAUCGAGAUCGUCAGCGAUCUUACAACAGAAGCGUUUCUCGCGGCGUUAAAACGAUUCAUAGGACGAAGAAGCAUACCCGCUCACAUUCAUUCAGACAACGGGACUAAUUUCGUAGGCGCGAACAACCAAUUACGCGAAUUAUACGCAUUAUUCAAAUCCGACGAGUUUAAAACACAAAUUGACGAGUUUGCCACAUCCAAGAAAAUUUCUUGGCACUUCAAUCCACCACUUUCACCUCAUUUCGGAGGCAUAUGGGAAGCGGCAGUCAAAUCGUUUAAACACCAUCUAAAACGAGUAGUAGGCGAUCGUUUAUUUACAUACGAAGAAUUAAACACCUUGGCAAUAGAGAUUGAGGCUAUAUUAAAUUCAAGACCUCUGUGUCCAAUAUCCACCGAUCCAAAUGAUCCUAUAGCAUUAACACCCGCUCAUCUGCUAGUAGGGCGACCCCUCACGAUGCUGCCGGAGAAUGAUUAUACGUCUGUUCCAGAAAAUCGCCUAACAUCCUGGCGAUUAAUAACCAAGGACCGCCAGGAUUUUUGGAGCAGGUGGCAUAUUGAAUACCUCAACGAGUUACAAAAACGGCAGAAAUGGAUUGGUUCCGACACCGGAUUACAACAGGACGCGGUGGUUAUCCUAAUCGACAAGGACCAGCCGUGUAUGCGAUGGCCGCUGGGGCGUAUUGUGGAAACUCACCCCGGAAAUGACGGCAUGAUCAGAGUCGUUACCGUCAAGACGGCUCAAGGAACCUUCCAACGCAACGCUAAACUAAUUUGUCCGCUGCCAAAUGUCUCGUGA
Messenger RNA from Monomorium pharaonis (pharaoh ant), 3819 nucleotides. RefSeq lists its product as uncharacterized. Gene Ontology annotation, molecular function: nucleic acid binding. Gene Ontology annotation, biological process: DNA integration. The transcript has a single exon. The coding region runs from base 1 to 3819 and encodes 1272 amino acids. NCBI's taxonomy places the organism in Eukaryota, Metazoa, Arthropoda, Insecta, Hymenoptera, Formicidae. The record is from RefSeq and is a predicted model, not a curated record.